Molecule: messenger RNA, 603 nt
Organism: Glycine soja
Lineage: Eukaryota; Viridiplantae; Streptophyta; Magnoliopsida; Fabales; Fabaceae
Product: nicotinate phosphoribosyltransferase 1-like
Exons: 7
Coding region: 1-603 (200 amino acids)
Biological process (GO): NAD+ biosynthetic process
Molecular function (GO): nicotinate phosphoribosyltransferase activity
Source: RefSeq, a predicted model, not a curated record
AUGGCGGCGAGGAACACCGAGAAGUUGAUAAAUUUUGAUUUGUAUUUUCGAAAGAACCCCUUUGGAGGGGAGCACACUGUUUUUUCUGGUUUGGAAGAAUGCAUGAUGUUCGUGGCUAAUUACAAGCUCAACGAGGAAGACAUUGAUUAUAUCAAAAAUAAUUUAUCUGUUUCAUGUGAGGAUGGCUUCCUUGACUAUCUUAGAAGAAUUGAUUGUUCUGAUGUUGAGGUGUAUGCUAUUCUCGAAGGAUCAGUUGUUUUUCCUAUGGUGCCCAUACUGAGAAUUGAAGGUCCAAUUGCCGUGAUUGUUCAAUUGCUGGAAACACCUUUUGUCAAUCUAAUUAAUUUUGCAUUAUUAGUUUCUACUAAUGAUGCAAGGCAUCAUUUUGUUGUUGGAAAAACAAAAACUCUACUUGAGUUUGGACUACGAAGGGCACAGGGGCCUGAUGGUGGAGUGGGUGCAUCAAAGUACAGUUACAUUGGGGCAUUUGAUGCAACAAGGGCAGAUUCUGCAGCUGUGACAAUCACCACGACAGAUCUUGUUAGCAAGAGUGUGGCAAUUGAGUCUCUGAUUUCUGGAACUAGAGCAUCUCCUCUUGUUUGA